UUUCAACAUUCCAUUCUGCGGGUAAUGGAAAUAAAGAUUAAAAUUUACAAAUUUACAGAUCUGGCGAAGAGAUGCAUAUUUGAUGGAUGCUUGAAGAUUUUCGAGUGACAGAAUUUAAACGUUAGUUUAUUUCGCUCAACUCACUAUCGCUGAUUCUCUUUCUCAGCAUUAUGGGUUAUUCAAUAUUUUUACACUGACUUACUGCUGCUAGGCACCACUAUCAGUUUGACUCAGUCAGCUGGCGGUUGCUAUCACAGAUCUCCAUUUCGGAAGUAGUUCGCAACGAGAUAUUUUUUUCACAAUGGACUCAUCAAUUGCCUAAUACUUUCUAUGUGAAAUAUUUCAAAAGCGUAGAUGCUAUUUCACCUCGCAUGUUAGAGUGCGCGUCAAUCUUUAGCAAAGGCGAACGAUCAUUCAGGAAAAGAAAUCCCGCCAAAACCUCAAUCACAUACGUAAUUGAUUCAGUGGAUCUUCAACAGGAGUCAUUUAUCAUGUUUUAUGUAUCUGUUGUCAAGUGAUCAUGACGUGUCAUAAAUUUGGAGUAGUGAUGGUGUACGGUCUAUAAUUUUUGCUGCAUACCCAUGAGUUGCAUUUCUUGAAUUUACCGGGAGAUAGAACAUUUCGGCGGGCAACAAUGAAUUCUAUCAGCGAUGAUGGAGGUCAUCAGGAUCUGAGCGAUGACUCUGAAGUGGACUUCCAGGAACGUUUACCGAACGUGUACUCGGUAGUGGUUCCACAGAUUCGCUCAAUCUGCACCACGGCGACAGUACGGCGACGAAUCCACGUUCUCGAGUGGUUACCCAAAUAUCAGUUCAACUACAUACUUCCGGAUAUAAUCGCUGGAAUCACAGUAACCUUGACCGCGAUACCUCAGAGCAUAGCUUACGGAAUCUUGGCGAAUCUACAGCCUCAGGAUGGCAUCUACUCUAAUCUGGUAGGAUGUUUUAUGUAUUUUUUGUUCGGAAGCGUCAAAGAUGUCACAGUUGCGCCUACCUCAAUCAUGGCGAUUAUGAUUCAAAAAAUUGUAACCACCUUAGGCCCUGGUUCCGCUCUUUUGACGCUGUUGGCCGGGGGAGUUACAUUCCUAUUUGGGAUUCUUAACCUAGGAAUCUUGGUUCGAUUCAUAUCGAUGCCGGUGAUAACAGGUUUCACAACGGCUGCCUGCCUGACGAUCGGUAGCGCCCAACUUCGGUCCCUUUUUGGGAUCAGCAGUAAAGGAAAGAGCAGUGAUUUCAUCGACGCAUGGGAGAAUGUUAUCCAGCACAUUGGUGAGACUCGUCUAUGGGAUGCCUUGCUAGGUUUUAGUUCAAUAGCAUUUCUCGUGAUACUUAGGUUAACGAAAGACUGUGGCCAAGGACAAUGGAAAACAUUUUUCAAGUAUCUUGCCUUGCUGCGUAACGCCAUGGUAGUCAUCAUCGGGGGACUUUUAGCGUAUGGAUUCUCGCUUGGCGGAUCCCAACCGUUCAUUCUGACGGGCCACGUGGAAGCAGGUCUUCCACCAUUUCACGUUCCUCCACUAUCCGUGACGAACAAUGGAACCUACUACGGUUUCUCCGAUAUGAUCUCCGUUAUGGGUACCUCAAUCAUCACAAUCCCAUUGGUGUCAACGUUGGAGAUCAUUUCCAUUGGCAAGGCUUUUUCCAAAGACAAAACCGUGGAUGCCACACAGGAGAUGCUUGCCUUGGGUAUAUGCAACAUGGCAGUGGCAUUCUUCUCUCCACUACCAGUAGCUGGAUCCUUCACGCGAACCGCAAUUAACAAUAGCAGUGGCGUUAAAACAUCCCUCGGAUGUGCCAUUACUUCGGCUCUGCUUCUGCUGUCAUUGGCAGUCCUGGCGGAUGCUUUUUAUUAUAUACCCAAAGCAACACUUGCAUCAGUGGUGAUCUCUGCAAUGAUCUUCAUGGUGGACUACCGCGGAAUAGCGGAGGUAUGGCGCGUCAAGAAAUUGGACAUGAUUCCAUUCCUAGCCACGGUUCUGGCUUGCAUUCUACUCGGACUUGAUUACGGCAUCCUGUGUGGAAUCGCUAUCAACUGCUGCAUUUUGUUAUACUUGAUCUCAGUACCCAAGAUCGAUCUUCAUCUGUCACUAGUGGAAGAGAUUCGGAUUCUUCUGGUGAGACCAACCACGGAUUUAACGUUCUCUUCGGCUGAGCAGCUAAGAGAUCUAGUUGUGCAAUCAGUGGUUAAAGAUUACGACACUACUGUUGAAUUGGUCGUACUGGAUGGGAGCCGAGUAAACUUUGUGGACACCACUGCGGUGAAGAACGUGGCUAGUUUGGAGAAUGAUCUGAGUUCCAGGCAAGUUGGAUUGGUGCUAUGGAGAUGGCACAGGAGUGCAGCCGGCGGAUUAGUACGCCUCAGGGAUGGAUUGCGAGUAUUGCUUAGCAGUGCAGAGAGCUUGGAAGGGGCGGUGCAACAGUGGAAGGCAUCCGCCGAGGGUUAUCUCAAAGAAACUAAUGAGUGAUAAAAUGAAAUUACUUUUAAUUAUUAGAUUGAACUACAUUAGUUUGUAAGAAAAAAAUAAAACCAUUUUUAAAUUUAGCUAACCCCAAUAGGAUACGCACUAAUUACAUAAGAGCCCCUUAAUAAUGAGGAUUAUUUGCUUAAGCUUCAUGCAAAAAAAAUGUAAAAACCCGACUUAAUCCACC
This is a messenger RNA of Armigeres subalbatus, 2648 nucleotides long. Its product is annotated as sodium-independent sulfate anion transporter-like. NCBI's taxonomy places the organism in Eukaryota, Metazoa, Arthropoda, Insecta, Diptera, Culicidae. Gene Ontology annotation, biological process: transmembrane transport. The record is from RefSeq and is a predicted model, not a curated record. The coding region runs from base 635 to 2464 and encodes 609 amino acids. Gene Ontology annotation, cellular component: plasma membrane. The transcript is spliced from 3 exons. Gene Ontology annotation, molecular function: sulfate transmembrane transporter activity.